CGCUACCGCUGCCCGUCUGCACUGCCCGUGUGAGAGGAGACGGUGCCUGGCGGAGUACGGCGUGUAGCGGGCUGCGUGUGUGGCUGGCAAGCUGGGCGGCAGGUUGUGUGUGCGCGGACACUUCUCAGGGAGGGCUGAGGACAUAGCAUCUGGAAGCAGUCAUGAAGCGUCCGGUGAGUCCUGCUUACUCCACAGACUCCCUACUUGCUAUGUGUGAGAAUGAGUACAGCCCAAGAAUAAAACUGCAGUCCAAGCAGGAAAAGACUCUGCCAACUUUGUGCGAGGUCUGUAACAUACAGCUUAACUCUGCAGUCCAAGCUCAAAUACAUUACAACGGCAAAUCACAUCAAAAGCGACUAAAGCAGGUCAACAAGGGCAAGACUGCGUCUUCUCAGGGUGCGCCCACGCCUGCUGGUCCAUUAUUGGCUUCUCUAGGGAUCCCCAGCAGACCAAUCCAGACACAUUUGGACAUCAAACACCUUCUAACAUUCAGGAUCAAUGCGCUGAGCCUCUUCCCUAACUUUAAUGCGAUGGACCCGGUGCAGAAAGCUGUUAUAAAUCAUACCUUUGGUGGGCCAUCUCCUCCAAAGAGGAAACCUUUUAUAUCUUGCAAUAUCUGUCAUCUCAGGUUCAACUCCCUGAACCAAGCUGAAGCUCAUUACAAGGGUCACAAGCACGCACGGAAGCUCAGAGCUCUAGACAGUGCACGGCACAAGCAGAGGCGACACGGAAGUCGGGAGAGGACAUCAUUGCCCCCAGUGGACACCAAAAGAAACGCAGACUCUCACAACGAACCUAUAGAGGCACAUAAUGGAAUUGCUGGGCUCAGUGCCCUGCACACAGAUGCCAGUCCCUGCACGCCAACCCCUGAGCCUACUCCUGAGCCUUCCAGCGCUGACCCGGAGGAGGAAUGUGCCUCCCUAGAGGCUUCAGACAGCUUCACUGAAUUACUGGACACCGGGUCCCUGGCUCCAGAUGCACCAUACAGUCCGGAAAAGAGUCCAGAGGUCACUUGUGUACAGGACAGUGAGAAGGAUCGUAAAAAUAGAGAGCACUUGUAUUGUCCCACCUGCAAAGUCACUGUGAACUCAACGUCUCAACUGGAGGCUCAUAAUGCUGGUGCAAAGCACAAAUCCAUCCUUGAUGGACAGAGCACUCACCCGAGGAAGAGCAGGGGUAAGGUGCUGAACCGUGCUAAUCGGAAACCCAAAAGGAUUGGCAAUAAGACCAGCAUUGGUGUCCAAAACAAGGCUUUUCAUUGCCCAGUAUGUGAGAUCCAUGUCAACUCUGAAACUCAGCUCAAACAGCACAUGAGCAGCAGAAGGCACAAAGACAGAUUAGCUGGGAAGCCUCCAAAGCCUAAAUACAGUCCGUUCAGCAAGCUGCAGAAGAAUGCUGCAUUAGCGACCAGAUUGGCUCUACAUAAGCAUCUGACUAAGACUUUGGCUGCUCGUUUUCUUCCAAACACCCUCACACCGACAACUAUCUGCACUCUUCCGAGUCCUCUUACUUUGCGUCCUGCCACAGCUGCUGCCCUCUUCCAGACUCCUCUGAUGGGACCAGCUUUUUUCCGGAGUGCUCCUUCUGCUCUGCGGCCUUCUCCAGCACCCAUUAUGUUUGCUCCAUAUUAGCCUGGCAUCCCAUUCAGGACUACAAAGAGAACAGUACAAAGAUGAAGCUGUAAUCGCAACGCUGCCUCCCCUAGGGGAAUCAAAUUAUAUAUCAUUGUUGCUUAGCUCAUGACCCAAAGUACAUCUACCAUCUUGGACAUUGGAGUUAGCUAUCCUAAGCCAUAAAGUCAACUGACAAGGAUGGAGAGCCAUAGUUGCUUCUAUAGGUGGUGGCACAGAGAGUUGUUCCCUUAUCUUCCAUUGCACUCGGGCCAGGAAACAAUUUUUAGGAAAAAGUUAUCCAGAAUCUCACUGUUCUGUCAUAAGAGUGAUAGUGAUAAAAUUGAUAGCAAUAAUGUUAUUUUGGAGCAAGCGGUAAUGAUGCUAACGGCAGUAAUGUCACAUAGACCUGAGGAAUAUGAAUAUGACCAAGAUGACUGUGGCACAAUUCCAAAUGGAUAUCAAAGCUUUUCAAAUGAUCAGGCACAAAGCCCACACUCUGUUGUUUCCCAUAUUCCCAUAGUUGUAGGACACAUCCUAACAUUGUUUGCUCUGAGUGUAAUGGGUAUAACAAAGGUGUCUUCAUGAAGCAAAAAACAAACAGUGGGUUCAGUACAGAAGGUUGGUGUGAGCAGCCAGUGUAUUUGCAGCAGAAGUUGUGUAUUAUUGUGAUGUACCUAUUCUGCAUGGGUGUAAGGGCUGCAUUCAGGCCACCAAUGCAUGCCCUCUCUCUACCUUUCCAUGGGAAAAAAGUAUUGUCGGUGUCUUUAGCUGGUGACAACAUGGUAUUCCUGGUGAGCUAAAUGCUUCAAUAAAGGCAGCCCCAGCUGUAUGGAUAUUUGUACUGAGCUGUAGUACACUAUGUGUGGGUUAGUUCAACAUACUGUAGGUACCAUGUAAAGGGUAUACCAGUAUAAUAUGCCAUAGAUCAGGGGUAGGCAACCUGUGGCACUCCAGCUGCUUUAGUACUACACAUCCCAACAUGCCCUGCCACAGUGUAAGCAUGCCCUAACAGCAAAUCUGUUGCAGCUGUCGUGCUACAUGUUGUCUGCAGCAGUCCCAUCCACUGCCCUAAUGUCAGUUAUAGUUCUCAUCUUCUGUGCUAAAACAUAUUAGACAUUUAUGCUGUUUCUAAGGAACCCACUAUUUACUUACUUUUAAAUGAUGCUGGAUUGUAAUGAUAUUCUUCAGUAAUGGCUUGUCAUUGCAACACAGUACCUUGUUUACAGUGAGAACACCUUUGUUUACUCUAUAAUCUGGUCUUUUCUACCUUUUUGAUUUUCAAACAUCAUGGUGAGUGCUUGUUGCAUGUCCUAUUUGAACAUUUACAUACCAUGAUAUGCCAUACUAAGACGGAGUUUCAACUGUUGGUCAAGAAUUUAGCUUCCAAGCUUAUUGCCCAGGAGCUAUUUCAUUUAUUACCACGAUGGCCCCUUACUUGCGGCCUAAUGCACAGGAUUAGCCCCGUUAAGCAGCUUCUCCUGUGCUAAGUGCCAGUGUGCUACAGUUAAGGUGCGCCUUGCAUCGGUAUCAACCCCAAAGCGCCCUACUUUACGUGGCUUUCUACUUGCACCUCAAGAUGGUGUUAGCAAAAAUCUGAUAUAAGUGCCAUCUCGGGGCUGGAUGCCCAAACUAUUGAAUAGCUCAGGGGCACUUUAGAUGGGAGCUAAGUUCAAAAAUACAACUAAAUUGCCUCUAUAAAAGGACUGCAGAUAUCCUAAACAUUAAGAGAAUGUAUCAAUUUUAGUUUAAUAGCAUAUCCUCCCUCUCCCCUGACAUGUUAUGUUUGCGGCCAUGUGAAAGUUCUUAGCUAUUUUUUUUAGAGACAGUAGACACAUCCUUUAAGUACGUGAUGAAUGAAAAGUCUAGAAUAGUAUUUUUCAGUUUAGAAAUGGCAUUUUUGUCCUUACCUGUUAAAUCCUUUUCUUUGAAUCCAUGAGGGACACUGGGGAAACCAUGGGUAUAGAGUGGAGCAGAAGAGCCUGGGCACAAAAGUUAAAGUUCUUUCCGAGCGACACAGGCUCCCUCUCCGCUAUAUCCCGCCCCCUCAGCCAGAUAGCCAGGUACAUUUACAAGCCCAAGUAGAGGGAGAAGGAGAAGAGGAUAAGGAAGACCGGCACAAGUAGAGGGAGAAGGAGAAGAGGAUAAGGAAGACCGGCACACGCACCUCAAGAACACAAUCUAUUGAUGAGAGGAUAUGGUCCUGAAGGCUGUCGGGGUAAGCGCCUAGUGUCCCCCAUGGAUUCAGAGAAAAGAAAGGUAAGGACAAAUAUCCCCUUUUUACUUAGCAUCCACAGGGGGCACUGGGGAAACCGUGGGACAAUAUAUAUAAAGUAAACCCAGGUAGUACUUAAUGAUACAUAUUAAAAAACAAUAGAUAUGAAUAAAUUAUAUUUAUUAAAAAAAUAUAUAUAAACCUCCCCGGGGGAAUAUGUAAAAUUAAAUAGAUAAUAAGAAUUUACUUACCGAUAAUUCUAUUUCUCAUAGUCCAUAGUGGAUGCUGGGGACUCCGAAAGGACCAUGGGGAAUAGCGGCUCCGCAGGAGAC
Pseudophryne corroboree (corroboree frog) is the source of this 4157-nucleotide messenger RNA. RefSeq names its product zinc finger protein 385C (gene ZNF385C). The record is from RefSeq and is a predicted model, not a curated record. Gene Ontology annotation, molecular function: zinc ion binding; nucleic acid binding. The transcript is spliced from 9 exons. NCBI's taxonomy places the organism in Eukaryota, Metazoa, Chordata, Amphibia, Anura, Myobatrachidae. The coding region runs from base 162 to 1631 and encodes 489 amino acids. Gene Ontology annotation, cellular component: nucleus.